Messenger RNA from Onychostoma macrolepis, 1805 nucleotides. It is a transcript of the gene cnih1, whose product is annotated as cornichon family AMPA receptor auxiliary protein 1. Lineage: Eukaryota; Metazoa; Chordata; Actinopteri; Cypriniformes; Cyprinidae. Gene Ontology annotation, biological process: vesicle-mediated transport. The record is from RefSeq and is a predicted model, not a curated record. Bases 79 to 513 code for a protein of 144 amino acids. The transcript has 5 exons.
ACUUUUUCGGUCACGUGACGUACAGCUGUCUCAACGUCACAGCAGUCGUCGGUCUGGAUAAUUCCACAUGAGAGAAAAAUGGCGUUCACAUUCGCGGCCUUUUGUUAUAUGCUGGCACUACUGCUGACGGCGGCGCUUAUCUUCUUCGCUAUUUGGCAUAUAAUUGCAUUUGAUGAGCUGAAGACUGACUAUAAGAAUCCUAUAGACCAAUGUAACACGUUAAACCCGCUCGUCUUGCCGGAGUACCUCAUCCAUGUGUUCUUCUGCGUAAUGUUCCUGUGUGCUGCAGAAUGGCUGACGCUUGGACUCAACAUGCCUCUGCUGGCCUAUCACGUCUGGAGGUAUAUGAGCCGCCCUGUUAUGAGUGGACCUGGAUUGUAUGACCCCACUACAAUAAUGAACGCAGAUAUUCUGGCAUACUGUCAGAAGGAGGGAUGGUGCAAACUUGCAUUCUACCUCCUCUCAUUCUUCUACUAUCUUUACGGGAUGAUCUAUGUUUUGGUGAGCUCCUAAACUGGAUACAGCUGGAAAGCAUAUAAGGAAGCGUUUGAGAUGCUGAUUUUUAAAACCCAAAUGGAGCUGAAUUUGGACUCUGCCAUCUCUCUCAGUUCUGCUCGGCUGUUUCAAAAGGACAUUGACUUUAUUUACACCUCAUUGGCCAAGAACGAUCCAGGACGCAAGCAGCCCGCACAACUCCAGAACCACACAUGCAAAAAUAAAUGAUUACCAACUCUUCAGUACAACCUGUUUAGACUUAUAUACACAUGCAGCACCAAUGCCAAAGCACUUCACACACUGAAAGCAUCAGCAGAUGAGAUGAAACCGUUUACAUUGACCAGAUCGUGUCCAAAGCAGAGGCACAAGGGCUUCAACACUAUACCACUGAUGGAAAUGUGCAAAGAUUUUACUCUUGUGUUUUCAAACUGUGGGACAAAAUAAAGAUCUUGAUUGUAGCAUUUUUACAGACUUAUUUUAUCUGAAAUAUAUUACUGCCUUGUAGCUCAGUCAGUUCUUUAAUUUGUCCUUCAGAGUCGUGUGCUGCUUUGGUGGUUCAUGAUCUUGCAAGUCCGUGUUUUUAGCUCAUGCUGGUGGUCUGCUUCAUGUUGAUGGUUCUUAUCAGAUGAAUGCUCCAUUUCAAGUGUGUUAAAACCACUGUUUACUGUCUUUUUGGUAGGAAAUGAGAAAACUGAUGCUUUCAGUGUGUUGAAGGCUUUACUUCGCUCAUACACCUUGGAAAUACUCCACAUGUAACUUUUUUUUGCUUUAAAAUUUAUUAUUGUGUGCGUUUUGUAUUUCUAAGUGUAAUUAUUUUCUGAUUUUGUUUUACUUCCAUUAUGUUUUUGUGAGAUAGAGAUGAGUGUGGACGCUGUUUUGAAUAUUUUGGUUUGAUGUUGGCAUGAUCUCAGUGUGCCAAGAUGCCAUUUUCUUUUAGCCUGUCAGUAAUCACAAGCAGAGGCUUCAGUCCUGAGGUGAUGCUGUAGUUUGUAUCUGGAUUCAGAGCAGAGGUGUGUGGAAGGAUUUUUACCACACCGAUAGCGGUUCAUAAUCACCAAGCUGGACAACCAAGUGAUAUUCAGAGUAAUAAGUUAUUUUUGAUUUUCCCUGUGAUUUGAUUUUAGAUUUUUUUUUUUUAUGUUUGCUUUUUCCCCUGUGUGUGUGUGUGAACCCAGCAUUAUGUGCAUUUGAAUGUUAUAAAGUCUUGCAAGAGCUAUAGUAAAUUGUGAAUUUCUUUUUUUCCCCCUUUUUGGCUUGUUAUAUUGCUUAAAGUUCCCAAUAAAGCUCCCCAUAGACCAAUGCUCAUUUUA